This is a messenger RNA of Drosophila montana, 852 nucleotides long. RefSeq names its product disrupted underground network (gene dunk). The record is from RefSeq and is a predicted model, not a curated record. The coding region runs from base 22 to 798 and encodes 258 amino acids. Lineage: Eukaryota; Metazoa; Arthropoda; Insecta; Diptera; Drosophilidae. The transcript has a single exon.
GCAUAUUUGUGAAACAUCAUCAUGGCUACCUACACUUGCACACAGUACGUGAACUUCAUGGAUCCCGCCAGCUAUGGUGCGAUGUCCACCACAUAUACCCUGGACGCGGCUCGGUUUGGCCAGCAUGACUUAGGUCUCUUCAUGGAGAGCCUGGAGACAAUAGCUCGCAUCGAACGGGAGCGCCACGAGCGACGUCAGCACCGGCGCAAGCAGCGGGUGCAGGAGGCGCGCAUUGCGGAGCUGGAGAACGAGCGCAGCGUCAGUCCGACGCCCAGCGCGGAGGAGGCUGUGGAUGAGCCCCUCAUGUAUAUGGAGGCCAAGUGUAUACCCUAUGCGAUCAGUGAUGCCCUGCCAGUGCCCGAGAAGGGCGCACCCGACUAUGAUGUCUGUGACGACGAGGCCUAUGGCAGUGCUCGUCAGUCGCCCCGAAGCAGUGUCACCUACUGCAGUUGCGCCGGCGUCUCCAGCACCGGACUUGACUCCGAUUCAGCCGAGUCGGGCAUUUAUGGCACCUCAUCGCCGACACCAUCGCUGCGUCCACGCUCGCAGGUCAUUAGCAAGCCCAAGCACCGCACCACACGCUCCCGCAUCAUCAGCAUGGUCCUCAAGCGGGAAUAUGCCAAGGCGCCCUCGGCGGAGACAGUGCAUCAUUCCGAGGACUGUGAUCAUCUGCUCAACAGCACCAUCAAGCAUCAGUAUGACCGAUUGUCAUCGAAGUCGCGACGCGGCAUUGCCUGCCCCCAGGGCUCGGCCGAGGAGCGUUUUCUGGACAAAGCCCUGCGCUACUUGACCUUGUGAUUGGCACGGUUCUCGCAGUGCCUAUAGCUUUAAUCCAUACUAUUAUACUAUACU